Selaginella moellendorffii is the source of this 1194-nucleotide messenger RNA. Its product is annotated as probable enoyl-CoA hydratase 1, peroxisomal. The transcript has 4 exons. NCBI's taxonomy places the organism in Eukaryota, Viridiplantae, Streptophyta, Lycopodiopsida, Selaginellales, Selaginellaceae. Gene Ontology annotation, cellular component: peroxisome. The coding region runs from base 171 to 986 and encodes 271 amino acids. The record is from RefSeq and is a predicted model, not a curated record.
UCGAGUUCUCUGGUUCGAUUCCAGUGAGCACCAGGCCACAAGAGCAGCCAUUUGGCUGCUUUGGCGGUGCGUCAUUUCCAUUCAGCGAAUGAGUGAGAGGGAGCCGCAAAGAGAAGGAGAAGAAAUAGCUGGAUCUUAGGGUAAGCAGGUAGCAUUCUAGUCUCGAACCAAUGGAUCGGCCGAUCGAUCAACGCCAGCAGAAGCAGGGCAGUGAGGCCCUAAUUCUCGUGGAGAAAAGGAGCGGGAUCGCCACGAUCACGCUCAAUCGGCCCAAGGCGCUCAACGCCCUCACCAAGCCAAUGCUGACGAGCCUGGCCGGGAUCUUCAAGCAGCUGGAUAGCGAUCCAGAGGUCAAAGUGAUUAUAAUCACGGGGUCCGGGAGGGCAUUCUGCUCUGGGGUGGAUUUAACAGCUGCACAGGAAGUUUUUAAAGGUGAUGUCAAAGACAAGUCAGCUGAUCCCGUUGCACAGAUGGAGCGAUGCAAGAAACCGAUCAUUGGCGCCAUCAAUGGGCUGGCUAUAACUGCAGGCUUUGAGCUAUCACUCGCAUGUGAUAUCCUCUUUGCGAGCAGCAAUGCCAAAUUCAUCGACACACACAGCAAGUUUGGAAUCUUUCCAUCUUGGGGGCUCUCGCAAAAGCUGGCCCGUCUAAUUGGUGUCAACCGAGCCCGUGAGGUGUCACUCACGGCUUUGCCAUUGGAGGCCUCAACCGCCGAGCGUUGGGGGCUUGUCAACCGGGUGGUUUCUCCAUCUGAGCUUAUGGAGACGGCACGAGCUGUGGCAGAAGCGAUUGCCAGGAAUGAUGAGAAAAUGGUGCUCCUUUACAAGGCGAUGAUAAAUGACGGGGUCAACCUCGCUCUGGGAAAUGCGCUUGAGCUUGAAAAGGAGAGAGCUCAUGACUACUACUCCAAAAUGAAGCCAGAUCACUUCCAGGCCAUGCAGAAAUACAUCACGGGCCGAUCAUCGUCGAGGCAAUCGAAGCUCUAGAAAUCAAAAGAAUUGUGCGUACAUUUGAUCUUGCGGAGAUCUUUUAUAAGGGAAGGAAACGCAAUGGAGUUAACACUCACUAUAUGUCUCUUUGAGGACCAUGAGUGAUAACCCAAAGCCCGCAGUUAUAGUUGAUAAUUAUAAUUUAUGUUUAUAGCUGUUAAAAAAAUUGCUACGCGUUGCAUGUAGCAACGCUUGGUUUGCUUAA